UUUGAAGGAGUUGGCAGAGUCUCCUGCAGGGAUCGCAUCAGUCUCAGUGGAGGGAAACUCUGCUGAGCAAGGGAAGGAAAAGGCUUCACCAGUUUCUGCACACUUGUCUUGCAAAGUGAUUUAGAGAUGCAGAGCUGCGCCAAGUCCUGGGGGAUCUUCUUGGCCAAGUCGGUGAAUCCCAGUGCACCGUGCAGGCAUCUGAGUGACAAGAGCCGCGUGGUUUGGAAACUUCAGUGUAGGAUCCGAAACAGCGGGGCAUCCCUAACAACAGCAGCCCGGGCUCUGAGGACGUCUGCAGCCGUCUCUUCCAGACAGAUAGAGAGAAUAUUACCCAAACACGAUGAUUUUGCAGAGCGGCAUAUCGGUCCAGGUGAGAGGGAGAAGAGAGAAAUGCUGGAUGCUCUGGGAGUCGAGUCGAUCGACCAGUUGAUCGAAAACACAGUUCCAGCCUCCAUCCGUAUGCAGUGGAGUAUGAAAAUGGAUGAUCCAGUCUGUGAGAAUGAGAUUCUGGAGUCUUUACAGAAGAUUGCAUCAAAGAACAAAGUGUGGAGGUCCUACAUCGGCAUGGGCUACUACAACUGCUCAGUCCCGCCGCCCAUCCAACGCAAUCUCCUGGAGAAUGCAGGCUGGGUGACUCAGUACACUCCUUACCAGCCCGAGGUCUCUCAGGGUCGCCUGGAGUCGCUCCUCAACUACCAGACCAUGAUCUGUGACAUCACAGGAAUGCCUGUGGCCAACGCCUCCCUGCUCGAUGAGGGAACGGCUGCUGCUGAGGCCAUGCAACUGUGCCACAGACAGAACAAAAGACGAACUUUCUACAUUGACCCACGUUGCCAUCCUCAGACCAUUGCUGUGGUGCAGACCAGGGCAAACUACAUUGGGGUAAAAACGGUGCUGAAGCUGCCUCAUGAGAUGGACUUCAGUGGGAAGGAUGUGAGUGGCGUGCUCUUCCAGUAUCCAGACACUGAUGGCAGGGUGGAAGACUUCACUGCCCUUGUGGACCGUGCACACAAAGGAGGGGCCCUGGCUUGCUGUGCCUCGGAUCUGCUGGCUCUCUGCGUGCUGCGUCCUCCCGGGGAGUUUGGUGUUGAUGUCGCAUUGGGCAGCUCCCAAAGGUUUGGGGUCCCUCUCUGCUACGGCGGUCCACACGCUGCGUUCUUCGCUGUUAAAGACAGCCUGGUCCGGAUGAUGCCUGGCAGGAUGGUUGGUGUCACCAGGGACGCAGCUGGUAAGGAAGUGUAUAGGCUUGCUUUGCAGACCAGAGAGCAGCACAUCCGCAGAGACAAAGCAACCAGCAACAUCUGCACUGCUCAGGCUCUGCUGGCCAACAUGGCUGCUAUGUAUGCAUUGUAUCAUGGUCCGCAGGGACUCAAACACAUCGCUGAGAGGACACACAAUGCUGCUCUGAUCCUUGCUGAAGGUCUGAAGAGAGCAGGACACCGGCUGCACUGCGAGAUGUUCUUCGACACUUUGAAGAUCAACUGUAGCGUGGCGGCCAAGGACAUCUUGGAGAGAGCCGUGCAGAGGCAGAUAAAUCUGCGAGUCUACACUGAGGGAGUGCUGGGUGUCUCUAUAGAUGAGACGGUGACUGAGAGGGACUUGGACGACUUGCUCUGGGUCUUUGGCUGUGAAUCAUCAGCUGAGCUGAUCGCUGAGAAGAUGGGUGAGCGGGUGAAGGGUAUAAUGGGAAGUCCUUUCAAGAGGACAAGCAAGUACCUCUUACACCAGGUCUUUAACAGUUAUCACUCUGAGACCAACAUUGUGCGAUACAUGAAGCGCCUGGAGAACAAGGACAUCUCUUUGGUGCACAGCAUGAUACCACUGGGCUCCUGCACCAUGAAACUAAAUAGUUCUUCAGAACUCAUGCCCAUCACCUGGAGGGAGUUUGCCAACAUCCACCCCUUCGUGCCUCUGGAUCAGGCUGAGGGCUACCAGACACUUUUCAGACAGCUGGAGAGGGACCUCUGUGAGGUGACAGGCUAUGACAAGAUCUCCUUCCAGCCAAACAGUGGUGCUCAGGGAGAAUAUGCUGGCCUGGCUGCCAUAAAAGCGUACCUGAACUCAAAGGGAGAGAGCUCCAGAAGUGUCUGUCUGAUCCCCAAAUCAGCCCAUGGCACCAACCCAGCCAGUGCUCAGAUGGCUGGCAUGAAAGUUCAGGUGGUGGAGGUGGACAAGGAUGGCAACAUUGACAUGGCACACCUCAAGUCCCUGGUGGAUAAACACAAGGCGAGCUUGGCGGCCAUGAUGAUCACCUACCCCUCCACCUUUGGUGUGUUCGAGGAGCAGAUCAGAGAUGUAUGUGAUCUUAUUCAUGAGAAUGGGGGCCAGGUGUACCUGGAUGGUGCCAACAUGAACGCUCAGGUGGGCUUGUGUCGUCCUGGAGAUUACGGCUCUGAUGUGUCUCACCUGAACCUUCACAAAACCUUCUGCAUCCCUCAUGGUGGAGGAGGACCCGGCAUGGGGCCUAUUGGAGUGAAGGCCCACCUUGCCCCGUUCCUGCCGAGCCACCCGGUGGUUGCCAUGCAGUCGGUCAACACCAGCAGUUCCCUGGGCACUAUCAGCGCUGCCCCCUGGGGCUCCAGCGCCAUCCUGCCAAUCUCCUGGGCUUACAUUAAGAUGAUGGGAGCCAAGGGACUGCUUCAUGCUACAGAGGUGGCCAUCCUCAAUGCCAACUACAUGGCCAAGAGGCUGGAAGGUCACUACAAAGUCCUCUACAGAGGCAGGAAAGGAUUUGUAGCCCAUGAGUUCAUCCUGGAUGUGAGGCCAUUCAAGAAGACAGCCAAUAUCGAGGCUGUCGAUGUGGCCAAGAGGCUGCAGGAUUAUGGUUUCCAUGCGCCCACCAUGUCAUGGCCGGUGGCUGGUACACUCAUGAUUGAGCCCACAGAGUCAGAGGACAAAGCUGAGAUGGACCGGUACUGCGAUGCCCUGCUUGCUAUCCGACAGGAGAUUGCAGACAUUGAGGAGGGAAGGAUGGACUCCCGCAUCAACCCACUCAAGAUGGCACCUCACUCUCUGGCCUGCAUCUCAUCCUCCAACUGGGACAGACCAUACUCCAGGGAGUUUGCUGCUUUCCCCUUGCCCUUCAUAAGACCCGAGACCAAAUUCUGGCCGACCAUCUCCAGGAUUGACGACAUCUACGGCGACCAACACCUCGUGUGCACCUGCCCACCUAUGGAGGUCUACGAGUCUCCAUACGAGGAGAAACGAGCAUCCUCAUAGAUGGUCCCCCUCAUCUGGUCCAGUCCCAAUGUCCCACCUAAGCUCUAAGCACUCAAAAUGCUACUUUGUGAAAUCGCAUUAGCUGGGGCAGAAGUUUUUCUGCUGUGUGUGACACUCUCAUUCUAGAUGUAGUUAAAUAAAUUUGUGAGCGACAUUUUCUGUAUUUUCAUAAAAUAGCCUCUAUAUUAUUGUUUGAUCAAAUUAGGUAAAAACAAAAAUGCAGUAGUAAUGCUGUCAGGUUCACAUCAAACCAGGCAGUCUUGGCUGCUAUCGUUUUCUUCCACCUCUGUCAAAGGUAUUUUUUUUUGUUGUAAGACUUUCUCUGGCAAACCUUGUUUUUAACAUUAGUGUCCUGUAAACUGUUAAUCCCCUUAAAAGGAGCCUGCAGCAGUGCAAAAAGUCUGUAAGAGAGCCUUCAAGCACUUUCCGAUUUCACAAUUAACAGCCCUGAGCCUUUAGCCUACUUAUUACAAAUGGGUGUCAAAAGUCUAUGAGUUGGAUGUUGGGACUGGGCUUCUGUCUGAUUGCACCCUCUUCACCGGGGUCAUGGGGUUUACCCCUUCUCGAACUUUAAUGGACCAAAGGUGCAACUUCUAAGCGCUCUGUAACACACCUGUGAAAUUCUGUACUUUGAGCUGAGUACAGUUCAUUUUUUGACUCCCAGCAUCAUAUAAAAAAUGCCCUUGGUGCCUCUAUUCUGUUGUGUAAAAUAGCUGCCUUUACUUUCCCUAUUUUUUUUUUUCCAAACAUGACAAAAUAUAGGAGUUAGUUUCCUUGUAGGCUUUUGUUAAUAUGCAUCUAUAGUAUGAAAAUGUUUUAAAGUAUGUUGUGACAUUUGUUGGCUACAUAGCAAAUAGUCUUAAUGUUAAUUUUAAAUGAAUUAUUUUCUAAUCUAAAUGUUGUCUCUUGAAAAAAAAUGUCUGUAUUAAACAUUUGACUUUAA
Messenger RNA from Seriola aureovittata, 4162 nucleotides. It is a transcript of the gene gldc, whose product is annotated as glycine dehydrogenase (decarboxylating). Bases 127 to 3219 code for a protein of 1030 amino acids. The record is from RefSeq and is a predicted model, not a curated record. NCBI's taxonomy places the organism in Eukaryota, Metazoa, Chordata, Actinopteri, Carangiformes, Carangidae. Gene Ontology annotation, molecular function: glycine binding; pyridoxal phosphate binding; glycine dehydrogenase (decarboxylating) activity. Gene Ontology annotation, cellular component: mitochondrion; glycine cleavage complex. Gene Ontology annotation, biological process: glycine decarboxylation via glycine cleavage system. The transcript is spliced from 25 exons.